Empidonax traillii (willow flycatcher) is the source of this 935-nucleotide messenger RNA. RefSeq names its product coiled-coil domain-containing protein 130-like. Lineage: Eukaryota; Metazoa; Chordata; Aves; Passeriformes; Tyrannidae. The coding region runs from base 114 to 935 and encodes 273 amino acids. Gene Ontology annotation, cellular component: U2-type spliceosomal complex; post-mRNA release spliceosomal complex. The record is from RefSeq and is a predicted model, not a curated record. Gene Ontology annotation, biological process: mRNA splicing, via spliceosome. The transcript is spliced from 7 exons.
CUGACCCUCCGUUUCCCCUCCAGCAUGGCUCUCUCAACAAGUACCACCACAGCCACCCCCUGCGGGAGCGUGCCCGGAAGCUCUCCCAGGGCAUCCUGGUCAUCAGGUUCGAGAUGCCCUUUAACAUCUGGUGCGACGGCUGCAAGAACCACAUCGGGAUGGGCGUCAGGUACAACGCGGAGAAGAAGAAGGUGGGGAAUUACUACACCACCCCCGUGUACAGGUUCCGGAUGAAGUGUCACCUGUGCGUGAACCACAUCGAGCUGCAGACGGACCCCGCCAGCUGCGACUACGUCAUCGUCAGCGGGGCCCGGCGCAAGGAGGAGCGCUGGGACCCCCGGGACAGCGCCCAGGCCCCGCCCCCCUCCCCGGAGCACAAGGAGCGCCUGGCCCUCGAUCCCAUGUUCCGCCUGGAGCACGGGGUGCAGGACCGGGGGGUCCUGGAGCGUGAGACCCCCACCCUGAGCCGUCUGCAGGAGGCCCAGGACGCCUGGAGGGACGACUUCGGGCUCAACAGCCGCCUGCGCCGGCAGUUCCGAGAGGAGAAGAAGACGCUGCGGGAGGAGGAGGAGGAGGCAGCGGCGCUGCGGGCGAGGGCCGGGCUGAGCAUCCCCCUGGUGCGGGAGGAGGAGGAGGAUCGGCGCCUCGCUGCCCUGCUCACCCGCCGCACCAUCGCCCCCAAGAAGCAACGCGUGGUCCAACAGCAGCAGCUGAAGAAGGUGAGGGGGGGGCAGGAGGGUCUUGGGGGGACUCCAGGGCCCCCCCCGGCCCCUCCUGACCCGCCCGUGCCCCUCCAGCGCCUGGAGAUCGGGAUCCGGCUGCGGAUCGAGCGCGAGGCCGCGCAGCGCGCGCAGGGAUCGCUCCCGAAGAGGCUCUCGGUGGUCGCGGCGCCACCGCCCCCCAAAAACGGCAAAGCCAAGAAGGGCCGCGGCUGA